AUGGACCUUCUAAACCUAGCACGAUCGAGCAAACCUCUCCGUGAUAUCCUCUUGAGCCGCUCGUUAGUUACAGCGUGGAAGAAGGCUCGUUCGAAUGUCAAGGAUCUGCCGGAUUGUCCUCCUGACCUUGACGAGCCGGGCUAUGCUAAUCUGUUAUUCUUGCCACAUUGCCAUUUUUGUUUCAACGCGAAGGUGUUCAAACCUAUGUGGCGUAGUCGGGUUCGAUGUUGCAAGGCUUGUUUUGACAGCAAUUUCGUGGACAUGUCUGGUGCUCUUCGCUUUCUCUAUCCUCAUGCAGCAGAGACUGAGCGACCGCAGUCCCUACAAAUAAUUGCGGGAGACAUAUACAAUCAUCGCCGGAACUACUUAAAAGCACGAGUUGCGGUACUACGGUCCUGUCUACAGGAUGUUGGCAAUAACGAGGAGAAGUCUCGAGCCUUCGAAGAACAGAUGAUAGAGUCUAGUAAGGCUGUUGAGAUGCAUGCGCGCCUCCUAGAGAAAUGGCAUUAUGACCAGGGCAUUAUUCGCGCGAAGGAGCGUGAUGAUAUACGCACGAAACGUUGUGAAGCGAUCAUACAGAAGCUUCAAGAGCUAGGCUAUGGUGAUGAUCUCAAAACAAUGGAUCGAGAUAUGGUCCGUGCAUUUUUCAAUCAUCAAAAGGUGAAGCAGCCGAAGCAGCUGACGGAACGAGUGUGGGAAAACAUCAAAGAAGACAUUCUUCAGUUCGUACUUCAUGCAAGGGCCGUUCACCUCUCCAAAAGCCGCUGCGAGCGUCUCAUCAUGCAAAUCCAAGCGGCGGCAAAGUUUUAUAUGACAUUUAUACUUCGCCGCCCUCACACAGAAUUACUGCCGUCAUUUGGUGACUUCUGCAUGAUGCCCGAAGUUCUGGCUAUUCUUGGUCGGCCAUCUAUAGGUCUGGCGAAAAGCUUCGAAGACUUAUCCCCCCUGCUCGUUGAGUUAUCGGACCGAUGGCACUUGGAGUGCUCUUUCAAACUCAUGACACUCUUACCAGCCUCUGUGAAACAGAUGAACGCAGAAGACAUAUCCCCUCUGGGAUUAGCGACAACGUGGUUUUUCUGCAGCUCUUGUCAGAAUCUUGUUGGGUUCCCAAGGAUCCUCAUCCAUGCGUGUAUGAACAAGUGCACCAUGAAUGGCGAUGGCGCUCUUGACCUCACGUAUACUCACCAGGCUGAUGUGAUGAACACGGUCCACUUGCUUUUCGGCGAGCAACCGUGGCACAUUGUUACGGGCUCCCUCAGAUUCCACCAGGUCUCCUGCUCCACUAUCACAAAUAUUACCAUGAUAUGUGGGAAGAAUCCAGCUGUUGUCACGGCUCGCGAGAUGGAUGAGCUGGAUGCCAGAUUCAUUUGUCUCAAACCGAGAUGCAUGACUCAUGGUCAUGUUUGUGUUGUCACGUGGAGGACCGCUGUACUGCAUGAGAAGAUAUUCCACCCAGAGGGGGGAACUUCAUGGAGCAUCUUGAAUACUGAGGACAUCACAAUGAAGCGAUCCUGCAACACUACACUCGGCAUGACAUUGAACACCCGCGAGAAGGACAUGACUAUAUCUUACACCAUGACACAGAUCCUCAUCCUUGCCUACCUAUCCAUGUGCCAUUGGACUACCUUGGUGCGAAGGCUCCUGUCGGUCUAG
Molecule: messenger RNA, 1653 nt
Organism: Sparassis crispa
Lineage: Eukaryota; Fungi; Basidiomycota; Agaricomycetes; Polyporales; Sparassidaceae
Exons: 10
Coding region: 1-1653 (550 amino acids)
Source: RefSeq, a predicted model, not a curated record